This is a messenger RNA of Peniophora sp. CBMAI 1063, 1281 nucleotides long. The record is from the annotation of a GenBank genome assembly. Lineage: Eukaryota; Fungi; Basidiomycota; Agaricomycetes; Russulales; Peniophoraceae.
AUGGCAGCCACCGACCCGUCAUAUCCUCUAUACCUCAUCGCCUGCCUCUUGGCUUCAGCGAUGCUGCUUCUAGUGCUCUUGACCAGCUUCAUCCGCCAGAGCUGGAAUCUCGGCGUUGUCUUUCUCUGCUUCUGGCUCUUCUGGGAGAACCUGGCCGAUGGCAUCGGUUCCAUUGUAUGGGCCGAUAACGCCGAUAUCAAGCUGUACAUAUAUUGCGACAUCGUAUCUCACUUGCAACAGAUCACUUCGGUUGUCAAACCUAUGGCUACUCUCAUCAUCACUCGCCGACUAUAUCUGAUCACCAGCCUACGUUCCAUAGAGCCACCUACAAAGGCUGCGAGACAUAGAAAUCUUGCGAUCGAGUGGGCGCUCGGUUUGGGCAUUCCUCUUCUAGUUGCGGGACCAUUUUACUAUAUCGUCCAGGGAGCUCGAUUUGAGGUUAAAGAGGGGGUUGGCUGCACCAACGCGCCCGAGAGUUCCAUGCUCAGCAUCUUGCUUCUGAAUUCAUGGAAUGUGCUACCUCCUCUGGUGUCCAUCACCGUCUACUAUCCGCAUGUAGCUCGAGUCUUCUAUCGCCACAACCGGGAGAUCAAUCAGUUCUUACAAAGCAACAACCCCGUAUCCCGCACGAACUACUUUCGCAUUCUUGCCCUUGCAUGCAUCGAUAUUCUUCUGACCUUGCCUAUGGGCAUUGUGACCAUCGUCUUGCUCGUGAAAAACGAUCUGUCUUUCGGUCGCUUCCCGUUCUACUAUGGCUGGACCCCUGACCACACGGACUGGCAACCGGUGAACUACUCCUAUGCAGACAUAACGUCCGGCGGGCCUUUCGAUGUAGCAUACUUCCACUUCACUAAUUGGACAUCCCCCGUCCUCGCGUUCGCCAUCUUCGGCCUCUUCGGCGUCACAUUGGAAGCUCGUGCGUCGUACUGGCGCGUAAUAUGCACCGUCUGCGGCUGGUUCGGCUGGCAACCCACACCUCGCGCGCACAGGGCGCGUUCGCCGCUGGGCGAUAUCGAGUUCGGCGGGCGUCCUGCUCAGAACUCGAUGUCGCUGGGUCUCGAGUUGAAUCCAAGCUACGUCGACCGCAACGCGCACGCGCAAGGCCAGGUCGCCGAGAGCGCAUGUGCAAGCGGUGACACUGGCAUCAGGAGUGAGUCGGAGAGGGACGAGGUCGAGAAAGUGCACCGUUCUGCGACGUGCUCGGCCGCAGAGCGCGCGGCACAGCCACACCUGGUCGGCUCCCACGAAAGCAGCUUCGGCGACGCUUCUGUCGUGGUAUAA